This is a messenger RNA of Harpegnathos saltator (Jerdon's jumping ant), 2527 nucleotides long. It is a transcript of the gene AspRS-m, whose product is annotated as aspartyl-tRNA synthetase, mitochondrial. The transcript has 10 exons. Gene Ontology annotation, cellular component: cytoplasm; mitochondrion. Bases 118 to 2049 code for a protein of 643 amino acids. Gene Ontology annotation, biological process: aspartyl-tRNA aminoacylation. Lineage: Eukaryota; Metazoa; Arthropoda; Insecta; Hymenoptera; Formicidae. Gene Ontology annotation, molecular function: aspartate-tRNA ligase activity; nucleic acid binding; ATP binding. The record is from RefSeq and is a predicted model, not a curated record.
AAAGGACAUAUCUCUGAAGUUUCAACAAAAUGGCUGCGUUCAGCAGAAAAAGCAGCGAAAUAUAAAGUAUGCGAAAAGUUAUGUUUCUGUAAAAAUAGUAUUAAUAAUACAUGCAAAAUGCUUACUGGUGGGAGAAUUAUACUUGGUUAUACAAAUCUUGUAACAAAAUGUAAAGUAAACAAUUUUAUAAAAAACCAAGUUCGAGUAUUGGCAGUCUCUAUACAUAAUUUAGUUGCAAGCAAACCACCACUUUCUUUAAAAGAAAAUGUUUCACCAGUGAAUAGGUAUGUUGCUAGAACGCAUACAUGUGGUGAAUUAACACUUACAAAUAUCGGAGAACAGGUGAAAUUAAGUGGCUGGAUGGAGUUUAAGAGAAUGGGCAAAUUUAUAAUAUUACGAGAUUCUUAUGGUUCAACACAGUUACUUAUACCAGAAGAUAGAAAGGAUUUAAUGGAGACUAUGCGAGAUAUUCCUUAUGAAAGUGUUUUAAGCAUAACAGGCAAGGUUGCAUCAAGACCUGAAGGUCUAGAGAACAAGAAAAUGAAAACUGGUGAUAUAGAAGUACAUAUAGAAUCUUUGGUAAUUUUAAAUGUAGCUUCUCGUAAUCUGCCAAUAUUCAUCAGAGAUUAUAAUAAAGCAACAGAAGUGCAGCAAAUGAAAUACAGAUAUCUUUCAUUGAGAUAUUCAGAAUUACAAAGAAAUUUGAGGAUGCGUUCUCAAUUUAUAAUGAAGAUGAGAGAGUUUUUGAUCAAUGAAUGCAAUUUUGUGGAUAUUGAGACACCAACACUUUUCAAAUAUACCCCAGGGGGUGCUCAAGAAUUUAUAGUACCAACAAGACAACCAGGUAAAUUCUAUUCAUUAGUACAGAGUCCUCAACAAUUUAAACAGCUCCUUAUGGUAGGUAGUUUUGAUAGAUACUUCCAAGUUGCUCGAUGUUAUAGAGAUGAAACUGCUAGACACGACAGACAGCCAGAAUUCACACAGCUAGAUAUCGAGAUGUCAUUUGUCGAUCAAAAUGGAGUGAUAAAUUUAGUUGAAAAUUUGCUGGUAUAUUCGUGGCCGGAGGAAUUAGGUUCUAUAGAAAUUCCUUUCAAGCAUAUAACAUACAAAGAUGCAAUGGAAUUGUAUGGUACUGAACAACCAGAUUUGAGAAUACCAUAUCAGAUACGAAAUCUCACACAUUUGGUUGAUUCAACAAUAUUGCAGGAGACCAUGAGACUACAGGAUGUUGAACAAAAAGUGUUUGCAUUAGUUUUCUCAAAUAAAUCGAAAUGGUUGACAAAAUCCGUCAGAGACAAACUCUCGAAAAUUCGUGAUGACUAUUUUACUACUACAAAAUUAGUUGCAUUAAAAAUUGAAAACAAUUCAGGGAGAGCUCAAUUAGAAAAAAUAUUUUCCAAAAAUAUAACGGAAAAUAUAGUACAGUUUUGCAAAUUGCAAGAAGAAGAUGUAAUAUUAUUAGCAGUUGGUCAUUAUGAUGAUGCAUUAAAGCUGUUAGGAAAGUUACGUGUUGAAUUUACAAAUUUAUUAGAAGCACAGGGCGAACAAAUACGUUCGUCCAAAACUAAGUUUCUGUGGGUCACGGAUUUUCCGUUAUUCACAUUUAAGGAAAAAUUAGAAUCAACGCAUCAUCCGUUUACGCAACCUCAUCUAGAUGACAUCGGAUAUCUGGCAAACGAUCCUCUAAAAGUUCGAGGUUUGCACUAUGAUUUAGUUAUGAACGGAUCGGAAAUCGCGGGUGGUUCCAUACGUAUCCACGAUGCAAAUCUUCAACGUCAGAUAUUGAACUUAUUGAAUAUCGAUGAAACGAACUUGUCGCACAUGCUAGAGGCUCUAACAUAUGGAGCUCCACCUCACGGUGGAAUAGCUUUAGGACUGGAUCGUCUAGUUUGCAUGCUUUGCAAUGCGAAAAAUAUAAAGAGCGUCAUAGCUUUCCCAAAAUCAAUAGAAGGACAAGAUCUCAUGGCCGGAGCACCGGAUGUUAUAUCGGACGAUUUGAAAACAUUGUAUCACAUACAAACUGUAGAAAAAUGUGAUGUUGCAAAAUAACAUGAUUUUUAUGUCAUUAUCAGACACAGAGCAAGUAGCAUGGAGCCGAGAAUGACUGUAUUUCGUAUUUCUGUGUAUCAUAAAGGUAAUUCGAUUUUUUUUUAAUGAAAUUUAACUUACGCAUCACACAGUGGACGUUGGGAGGAUAUGAUAAUAAACAAAGUAAAUGGAAAGACGAGGAUUCGAUGUACAAAAAAAGUGUUUUAUUGUUUCGAGUAAACUCGUGCGUUCAAUCGAAAUAGUUCUACAGAAAAAUAAAAAUACAAUUUUGCUUGCGCGUUAAGCUAUCGAGAUGACAUCCACUUUUCAAGAAGAAUCUCAAAAAAGUGUCCACCUUUUUUGUACACUCCUUGAGGAUCUUUGUUAAGUGAAACCGUCAACCUAACAAAUUUCUUAACAAAUACGCUGAUAUGUUGUGACUAUCAACUGUCGGCGGACGAAAAUUCAUUACAUCGCUCUCUUUAUUUAUUCAUACACA